CUCCUCGCCUCCGGCAAAGCCCCCAAAGGUGGACUCCGGCUCUCCACGGUUGCGCGUCGGAGGUGGCGCGCCUUUGCGCCGAGCGGGGCCCAUUGAUUGCCCGGGCUUGGGGGGAGUGGCCGCGGGUGGGCGACGACGAGAGCGCCUCCCCGGCUCGGCUGGCCACUUGGCACGUCGGAGGUGCAGCCGGCAGCCUUCCUGCGCCGCGUGAGCUGCAUCUGCGCGCCAGCUUGCGAGCUGCUGCUGCUGCCGCCGCCGGCGCUUCCUUGGCACUCGCGUUUCCCUCGACGAGGGGCUCGUCCCGAAGCAGCAGCAGCCAGCCAGCCAGCCAGCCGCCGCCGCCAAGCGCAGGUCUGGCGCCCCCUGCACUCGGAGGCGAUCUCCGCUCUGCUUGCAAGAAGUCGUUGGCUUUCCUUUUUUACCGGCGAUCUGCAUAUAUCUCUAUUAUACAUGCACACACAUGCAAGCAAGCGGGAGCGUGCGUCGAGGGCGAGGGAAGAAUUUGCAGAAAGACGCCGAAAUUAUCCUCCCACAUUGCCUUGGACCACCCUGACCCAAUCGACAUGAGAGGGUUUCUUGCCUGAAGAGUACUCUUUGCCCGUAACAACAGCUGCACCAUGGGCCUUGAGAAUGAUUUGCCCAACACCACAGCCUUCUGGUUCCCCUCGCCAUCUCAGUUUGACAGCUUCCCCCCAGAGACUCCUGCCGCCAACACCUCCAUCAACAUCACAAGCCCCCACUAUGACUUGACUAGCAAUGCCAUCCUCACCUUCAUCUACUUUGUGGUGUGCAUUGUGGGCCUCUGCGGCAACACUCUGGUCAUCUAUGUCAUCCUCCGUUACGCCAAAAUGAAGACGAUCACCAACAUCUACAUACUCAACUUGGCUAUAGCAGAUGAACUGUUCAUGUUGGGGUUGCCUUUCCUGGCAAUGCAGGUAGCUCUGGUUCACUGGCCCUUUGGGAAAGCCAUCUGCCGGGUCGUCAUGACAGUAGACGGGAUCAAUCAGUUCACCAGCAUCUUCUGCCUCACAGUCAUGAGCAUUGAUAGGUACCUUGCUGUGGUCCAUCCUAUAAAAUCUGCCAAGUGGAGGAGGCCAAGAACAGCAAAGAUGGUAAAUGUAGCUGUCUGGGGCAUCUCCCUUCUGGUCAUACUACCCAUCAUGAUAUAUGCUGGAGUGAGCAAUAACCACGGGAGUAGUAGCUGUACCAUGAUCUGGCCAGAUGAGUCUGUUGCUUGGUAUGUUGGCUUCAUCAUCUAUACCUUCAUCUUGGGCUUCUUGGUGCCCCUCACCAUCAUCUGCCUUUGUUACCUGUUUAUCAUCAUCAAGGUCAAGUCUUCUGGCAUCAGGGUGGGCUCCUCCAAGAGGAAAAAGUCGGAGAAGAAGGUCACCAGGAUGGUCUCCAUUGUCGUUGCCGUCUUCAUCUUUUGCUGGCUUCCCUUCUAUAUCUUCAAUGUCUCGUCAGUCUCUGUUUUGAUUGAGCCAACACCUGUCCUCAAGGGCAUGUUUGAUUUUGUAGUGGUCCUCACCUACGCCAACAGCUGUGCCAACCCCAUCCUUUAUGCCUUCUUGUCCGACAACUUCAAGAAGAGCUUCCAAAAUGUCCUCUGCCUUAUGAAAGUCAGCGGCAUGGAUGAAGCCGACAGGAGUGACAGCAAGCAGGACAAGUCUAGGCUAAAUGAGGCCACAGAAACCCAGAGGACAUUGCUCAAUGGUGACCUUCAGACAAGCAUCUGAAAGAUCUCUGCCCACUCAUCUCCUCCCUGCUUCUUCACAGAAGCCCACAGCAAGUCAGCAUAACGGCCUUUGGUCCUUCUUUCAAGGGAAUGGUAAUGCAUGCGAAGGAUUGGUUCAGGGGACAGACUUGCUUCUUGGCCAACAGCAGGCUGGUUUUAAGGAUAUUAAUCGAAAGGAGAAGUAUAUUGUGGGAGCGAUCGACUAGAAAUAGUCAUAAAUGUGUACACACUUGUUCAUGCAUGUUUGAAUACAAGGGAUGAUGCAGCAUUGGUCGUACCCCUGUGCUAAAUCCAUUUGAAUUAAUUUGAACUUUUUUUAAAAAAAACAACAACCCUUCACGGGUCAGAUUUUCCACACAGGGUCUAGAAUUUCAAAAGCUCCAUCUCCAAUAUUUGAGUUAAAUUAUUAAAAGAAGAACUUGGCUGACACACAUAGACACUGGAAUAAGGAUGAAGGUGAUAAGUAUUCCACAAGUUCACAUACUGAAUUAUAUAUAUUUUUUAUCAAGCUAGCCUCUUUGCAGCCAUCACCACCCCUUCUAAAUGAUAGGUACUUUGAAAGUUUAGCUCUAUGUGCUUUUCAAGUAGGCAAAACAUUAAUCUCAUAUGUUUUAUAUAAAAUCAAAAACUCAUGAGAUAUUGGGAGGGAGGGAGGGUGUGGUGGUAAAUGAGUAAUUGAAUUAUAUUGCUCUUCUUGUUUAUGGAACAGCUAAUGAAAUGAGGUCUUCAGAGAUGGGAUCAGAAAACUUCAUAGCCUGAAUAAAUAAGUAUAAAGCAUGCUAAUAGGAUGACAGAGAGACUUGUCUCUAACUGUAACGAGAGCCCCUUUCCAUGACUUCAAAGAGAUGGCAAAUAUGUUGUCAUCCCUCCAUCCCUUUGCCUCCUACAUAAUGGUUUCCCCAAUGAACAAUCUUUGGCAGAUAGGAAUGAUGUUAUCAGAGUCUGAGAGCAGAUAUCCAGCAUCUGAGUCCAAAAGCCACAAUAUGUUAACUUUGCCACCCAAACGUCACAAAGUCAUCAACGAGCUUUUGAGUUCACCAGAACUCUUCAUCAGACUGGAUCUUGCUCACAGUUUUGUGACAUUUUGGCUGGUCCUAAUAGAGGUAUUAAUGUGUUGUGGAUUUUGGAUUCCCCUCCCCCCAAUGCAUCAACAUGGCUGUGUACAAUUUUUGUCAAAACCAGGAUCAGAGACGGGUGAGAAUGCAUACCUCGUUGGUCUUGCAUAAGUGAAAUAGCCAUCACAGAUCAAACAACAGAGGCAGGGCUUUAACAUAAUUUCUGCUUGCCACCUUUACUUUAACCAGUAAAAAAUAAAAUAAAAACUGGCCUGGACACUGAAAACAAAACAACAACUCUCCAAAACCAACCAAGCAACCAGCUCUGUUGCAACUUCAGGUCACUCAAGGAAGGAGCCUUUAUAAGUCCUCCCCGGCCCCUACAUACCAAGAAGGUGUCUUGAGUUUGCCACUGACAGAGGACUUUAAUGUACUAAGGACACCGUGGUUGGGAAAAGCCUGAGCAUGGCUUCCAUUUCAGAAUCUAUAACCUCGUGGAGAUUGCCCGAGAGCUUAACUUGCACUUGCUGAGAGAAGAAAGAACGAGCCUUUAAGCCUACUUAAAAACAGAGUGGUCACAUAUAAUAAAAGCUUGAGACGGGGGUGGGGGUGGAGAAAGAGAAGAGUCGGGCGAAUUGCUUUAGUAAGCAACCAGGAGCCAAUUUCAUCAUCCUGUUUUUCCCCCUCUCAUUGUCCCAUUUCCACAGUGCCCUGGCCUAUGAUGCCUCCUUUUGCUCCUCCAUUCAAAUGGAUGGAUCACCAUGAAUCCCACACCCCCACACAAUUUCGCCAAGGUUUACAUGCAGAGCAAAGUAUGCAAAUUGAGCCCACAUGUGCAUAAAUGUCCAAUUUCUAGAGUUUUUGUUCUCCUAGUUCAAGGUUUCCUGGCUGCAGAAGCUGACUUGUUUGAUGAAGAGUAGUUCUGGUUCUCCCGCUACCUGUCCUCAGCAGAAGAGUUUGUCUGCGGGGCUAUUUGCACUGUUGUCAGUAUGUUUUGGGGAGUUUUAAGUGUAGACUAUUAAGUUUUAUGACCUGGGAGGUUUAAAGAGCUCUGCCCAGGGAAGGGCAUUAUGACAGGGUUCCAGAUGGCAAGCGACUCCCACAACUUCUGUCUUGGGCUGUGAUUUUUACUAUUGAGCACAGGCAAGCAGAGCCACGACUAGAGGAGCCUGAUGAAGGAGUUGGCAGGAGCUGAGAAUUCCCUGCUUUACAGUAAAUUGUUUCAUUUAUCACAAAUCUCUGAUUGAUUAAAAAGAAACAGAAGGAAGAGCCCACACCAUCAGGCUAUUAGAACAACAGGAGGAGCAUUCUGGCUCUGCCACCCUAGCCUUGUUUUCAGUUCUCAUCGUCUUGAAACUUGUGGAAGGUGAACUUCUGCAAUGGAAAACCUUUUGCAUCAGCAGCGGUUGUUCCCGUUGCAUUUGAGACCCCUGGAAAAUCAGGGAUUCGAAAAUGCAUCAGCAGACACUAUGGAGAAAGGCAACCAAAAUGAAGCCGUCAACUCUAAAAUACAUUAUUGCAACAAUUUCUUAGUUGUUUACAGAGUGAUCCAAAUGCCUCUUGCACCAGGCUGAGAUGAGGCGGUUUGGAUUGGGCAGAGAUGGCUUUUUUUACACAGCCCUGCCACCCUCUGCCUGCAGAGUCAUGCCAGCACCAGUCUGCUGGCGCAGAGCUCUCCCUUUUGCCCGCUGAACUGCCACUGACGGGCACUCUACUGGUGGCAGCCAGCGGAAAGAUUUCAACCACUUUCAGCCUCAGCCAGCAUGCUUGCUUGGGCUGUUGAUGUGGCUCCGUCACUCCACUCCUCAAAGGCACCCUAGACAGCAGCUGGGGUUGAGAUUGAUGUUUCCAGCUCUUCAGCUGCAAUGCUGUUCAUACUUACUUGGAAAGUAGCCCCUCCUCCCACCAAACAGAGUGGUACUUACUUUUGAGUAAAUGUAAGUAGGCUCCUGCGUUAUGGAUCCUUCAAGUGAAGAAGCUUCUGCUCCUGUUCAUGCCUGCAUUUUAGGCUGCACAUUCCUGGGAGCAAACCCCAUUGAACUCAGUGGUACUUAUUCCUGAAUAGGCGUACACAGGAGGAAUUGCUCUGAAAGUGCCUCUGAAGCUCUCGCACUGUUAUUUGGGCACCUGUUGACUGUAGUUAAUGCAAACAGGGUAGACAGGAGAAGAGAGACAUUUAAAAUCAAAUGUGUACCCCAGCCAGUUUGCAUCAGCCGCAGGCACCGAUGUAAGCCUUGGUUUGGUAUUUAUUUUCACCCCCGAUAUGACAUAUGGGAAAGUUUUGACUUCCCAGGCGUGUAUUGUCUCUUAAAUAUAACAUGAGAAAUAAUAAAUAAUCAUAUCCCA
Molecule: messenger RNA, 5136 nt
Organism: Podarcis muralis (Common wall lizard)
Lineage: Eukaryota; Metazoa; Chordata; Lepidosauria; Squamata; Lacertidae
Gene: SSTR2
Product: somatostatin receptor 2
Biological process (GO): neuropeptide signaling pathway; cellular response to glucocorticoid stimulus; cellular response to estradiol stimulus
Cellular component (GO): neuron projection; plasma membrane
Molecular function (GO): somatostatin receptor activity; neuropeptide binding
Source: RefSeq, a predicted model, not a curated record